Molecule: messenger RNA, 3761 nt
Organism: Andrographis paniculata
Lineage: Eukaryota; Viridiplantae; Streptophyta; Magnoliopsida; Lamiales; Acanthaceae
Product: lysine-specific demethylase JMJ26-like
Exons: 13
Coding region: 270-3476 (1068 amino acids)
Biological process (GO): regulation of transcription by RNA polymerase II
Cellular component (GO): chromatin; histone deacetylase complex
Molecular function (GO): transcription coregulator activity; chromatin DNA binding; histone H3K9 demethylase activity
Source: RefSeq, a predicted model, not a curated record
CGUAUAUGUACACUCGCGCAAUCGUUAACAAGAAAUUAGAUACAUUAUAGUAGAUUUUAUUACCAAAUCCUAGAGAAAACGGAGGGUUUUGUAGUUAUCUAGAAUCCUCUAUUUCCUUUCCCCCAAGUCUUUCCUUAAUCUAUCGAAAUCUCUGGAUCAAUAUCAUUCGAUUAGGGCUCGGAGUCAAUUCAUUUUCACUGUCGAAGGGAUUUGCUUGCUAAGCAUCAGAUUUGGAUCCUUAGCAUUAGCUGGAAGCUUCAGGCAUUGCAAUGGCACCGAAAGUUGAAUACAGAAAACCACCUAUUGUAGGAAGCCAAUCUGUGCCUGCUGAAAGGCCAUGGAAGAAGCUCGUCAUCCGACCUGAGCCAGAAAAAAGGAGGAGGAAGCUCAUCAUCGAUCUGGAUGAUGAGGAAAGCAUGGAAAAUGCAAACCUGUUGCCUGAAGAAUCUGGGAGUGACUCAGACCAGAGAGUUGAUUGUGAUUUGGGGAAGGAGAAUGCAUCUGAGGAUUCCGAAGAAGAGAGCAGUCGAUCAAUGGAGAGAUGUCGCCGCCAUACUUCAUCAGGUGGAUUAGAACACAAAAAUCUUCGCAAGGAAAUUGGCGAAUCUUCUAAACUGGAAAAGCCUUCUGAUGUUAAAGCUGUAGCUGAGGAAGAACGUGAAGAUGAGGAAGGGUGGAUUAGAACACAACAAUCAAUGGAGAGAUGUCACCGCCAUACUUCAUCAGGUGGAUUAGAACACAAAAACCGUCGCAAGGAAAUUGGUGAAUCGUCCAAACUGAAAAAGCCUUCUGAUGGUAAAGCUAUAGCAGAGGAUGAAAGUGAAGAUGGGGAAGGGUGGCAUAAUCCCAAAAAGAAGAAGAAGAAGAAGAAGAGGACAUUAGUGACUCGACCUCGAAUUCAGAAGAGACCACCGGAGAGCAAGAGUAAUCAAAGAGCAUCGAAAAGACCUCGUGCUUCUCAAAACUGCUUUACGGAUUCUAACUACAUUUGGUGCGACUGGGUGGUGGAAGAAGGCAAAGAUGCGAAAAUGGGAGAAAACAAUUCAAUGGAUGAAUUAAGAAUCCAGACCACUGAUUCUGCAACCAUGGCUGAGAAAAGAGCUCAAGAAUCUGAAAAAAUGAGUCCUGGCGCCAAACAGUCUUCGCAUACCUUAUCUCCAAUGAGGCAAGAACAGGACAGGGAAGCAACUAUAGCUGAGAAAAGUUCAGAAUCCGAAAAAAUGAGUCAUGGCGCCAAGCAGUCUUCACUAAGCUUAACUCCAUUGAAGCAGGAACAGGAAAAGGAAAAAAGGCAGCAUACUGUUGAUAAAAAAAUGAAGGAAAUCCCAAAGAAGCCUCUUAAAUGUCAUCAAUGUCAAAAGUCGAACCGCAAGAUCGUCGUCCCUUGUACUAAUUGCAAAGAGAAAGUCUACUGCAUCCAUUGUAUCAAACAAUGGUAUCCUGAAUACGACGAAGAGGAAGUCGCAGAUACUUGCCCAUAUUGCCGGGGGAAUUGCAACUGCAACGUAUGCCUUCAUGCACCAUCCACAUUGAAGACAACUAAAAGAGAGAUCACUGAUCAAGAGAGGAUUCGCCAUCUGAGCUAUCUUAUCAACCAGCUCUAUCCACACCUGGAACAUAUUGUUCGAGAACAAAUGGAUGAGAUUGCCAUUGAUCUCGACACUAAAGGGGAGCAAAUUAAAGUACAUCAGGCAGCUUACUUCAGUGAAGAGCGCGUUUACUGCGACCAUUGUUCCACCUCGAUUAUUGAUCUUCAUCGGAGCUGUCGAAACUGCUCUUACGAACUGUGCCUUAGAUGUUCCCAGGAGAUUCGAGCAGGUCAGGUGCCAGGAAGCUCUCGGAAAUCUAUUCCUGUGUACACUGAUAGAGGCAUCGACUACAUGCAUGGCGGAGAUCCACUCCCAAAGACUUGUCCUGCACAAACUCUGAACAGCAUCGAUGAAAUUCCUCUCGAAUCCUUCACCACAGGAGAUGGGAUCAUCGUCUGCCCUCCCAAAGAACACGGUGGAUGUGGUAACGGUAAGCUCGAGCUCAGUCAUCUCCUUCCACUCGGCUGGAUGAAUACUCUGUGGAAACGAAUCCACGCGGUGAUCAGAAGCUGCAAAGCCAUGGAUAUCAUGGCUCACCCGAUCGUGUCCAACGGCGCCAAGUCAAGGCCGUGUUGGGCAGAAGGCUCUAAAGACAGCAUUCUGUAUAGCCCAAACUCGAAGGAGACUCUGAACGAGGAAGAACUCAUGCACUUCCGCAGGCACUGGGCUAACGGCGAGCCCAUAAUCGUAAGGGCCGCGCUCGAGCAGGGAACUGGUUUGAGUUGGGAACCGAAGGUGAUGCUGCGGGCGUUGUUUGAACAGAAAGAUUUGAAAAUGUCUGAUGUGAAAACCAUCGACUGCCUGUCCGGUUGCGAGGUGGAGAUCGAUGCCCGCAAAUUCUUCAAAGGCUAUGUGGAAGGGAGACAGUACGAAAACUGCUGGCCGGAGAUGCUUAAGCUCAAGGACUGGCCACCAUCGGAUCGAUUCGAGGAUCUGUUGCCUCGCCACUGCAAUGAGUUCAACUGUGCCUUGCCAUUUCAAGAAUACACAGAUCCUCGGGCGGGAAUUCUUAACAUUGCCACAAAGCUUCCGCCCACGAUCAUAAAACCUGACUUGGGCCCGAAGACAUACAUAGCGUACGGUACUGCUCAAGAACUUGGGAGAGGGGAUUCUGUGACCAAGCUUCACUUGGACAUGUCGGAUGCGGUGAACAUUUUGACGCACACAGCCGAAGUAGCUCUAACCGACGAACAGACUCGAGCAAUUGAACAGCUGAAGGAAAGGCAUAGGGCUCAAGAUGAAACAGAAUCCAUGUCCCAAACAGUUGAAGAUCGCGGACUUGGAGUGUUCAGUGUGUCCGGAGGCAGAGACAUCCCGCGCUUGGGGAAAAAGAGGGUUUUCACUGAAUCCAAACAGGACGACCACGAGCACAUGUCCUGCACGGCAUCUGCAGGAAGCGAGGACGGCGGCGCACUGUGGGAUAUUUUCCGAAGAGAAGAUGUUCCAAAAUUGAACGAGUACCUGAGAAAGCAUUCGCGUGAAUUUCGCCACACCUUUUGCGCUCCAGUUGAAGAGGUCGUCCAUCCGAUUCUCGACCAGUGCUUCUACCUAUCGAAUGAACACAAGUUACGGCUGAAGGAAGAAUACGGCGUUGUACCUUGGACGUUCAUGCAAAAGCUUGGGGAGGCCGUAUUCAUCCCAGCCGGUUGCCCCCAUCAAGUCAGGAACCUCAAGUCCUGCACCAAGGUAGCUGCCGAUUUCGUCUCCCCUGAAAACCUGCAUGAGUGCCUUAAAUUGGCAGAGGAGUUCAGGAAGCUGCCGAUAAACCACAGGGCCAGAGAAGAUAAACUAGAGGUGAAGAAGAUGAUCCUCCAUGCUGUCAACCAAACAGUCGAGGAUCUGGAGAAAUUCUUUGAGGAUGACAAGGAUCUCUUCUUGUUGAGAUAGAUGCACAAACAAGAGCUGCAUCAAUUUUUGUCGAAGAUCAUCUGGACAAAGGGAUGCCUUGCAAGAUACUAUUAUACAUUUGAAUUUCCGACUGCUCCGGAUCCGUCAUAGAAGUUAACUGUUCAUAAGUUUGGGAAACACAACUGUUACCAGUCUUUAACAUACAAGUAGACAGACAGAAAUUUUGAGGAUGGCAAGAAACAAGAAAAGAAAACCUGUGUUCCUUGUUUUAAUGAGCAAUUUUUGUGCAACUGAUAUUAAAACAAUUUUUUGUAAGUACUGUGU